AAUCAGUUGCUCUUACACUGUUACUCAAAAUGAUUCUUGUUUUACCACUGAUCGUUGUGUUUUUAUUUAUUCUUUACUACUACUUGACAUGGCCGUACGAUUACUGGAAAAAACAAGGUAUGGAAUAUGCGAAGACAAUCGUCCCGGGAUUUGGCAAUACUUUGCCGAUGCUACUCUUUCGUGAAAAUUUAAAUUUCAUCAGUGACAGAAUUUACAGAAAUUGCUCGCCCAACGCGAGUAUGAUUGGCAUGUUCCAUUUGCGGACUCCAACUCUGAUUGUCCGAGAUCCAGAAUUAGUACAAAAAGUAUUAGUUACAAAAUUUGCUGCUUUUGAAAAUAAUUUAGUAUAUCUCGACGAGCAUCGCGACGAAUUCUUAUCAAAAAAUCCUUUCUUCGCUGUCGGUGAGACUUGGAAGAAUAGUCGCAAACUUGUAAUCAGCGGAAUGUCGCAAAAAAAGCUCAAACUUAUAUUACAAUUUAUGCAACGAGUGUCUGUUUGUUUCGAUGAACAUUUCGAUCGCAUUAAUCAUUCAGAAAUUGAAUUAAGAGAUAUGUGCUACAGAUUAAUCUGUGAAAUCAUUUUCCAGGUUGGAUUUGGUAUAAAACCUGAAGGCAAUUUUGACGUGAUGAUAAAUAAAAUGUUUGAAUCUACAUGGUUUCGAGCUAUUAGACAGUUGCUAAAUUUUUUUUUACGUAGUUCAGCUAAAGUCACUGGUAUCAGUUUUAUGCCAAUAGAGUCACAACGAUUUUUCAAAUAUUUAUCAAAAAAUAUCAUCGAAAAUUAUAAAAUGGAAAAAGAAAGGAAUUACGGAGAUUUGCUGCACAUGAUUAUAGAAAAUUUUGAAGAUGUAAAUGAUGUAAAUGAAAAUAUGGUAUUGAGCAUAUUGAGUUCUGUGCUUUUUAACGGAUUCGAUACUGUGACCAACGUAGCGAUAAAUGUUCUUUAUAGAUUAGCAUGGAACCAAAGAAUACAAGAUAAUUUACGUAAAGAGAUUCUCGAUACUUUAGAUUCAUGUAACGGAGAAUUGACGUACGAAUCUAUAAAGGAAAUGUCUUACAUUGAUAAUGUAAUUAACGAGACACUAAGACUGAAUCCAAUAUUGGAAAUUAAUGCGAAAAUCUGCACUACAACAACGACACUCGAGGGAUCGGACGGUCAAAAAUGCACUCUCCAACCCGGAAAUAUAGUCAUUAUACCCACCAAAAGUCUACACAAGGAUGAAAAAUAUUGGGAUAACCCCCAUGUGUUCAAUCCAGAUAGAUUUAAUAAAAAUGAAGUGACGAAGUUCGUGUUUCUUCCAUUUGGCAAAGGCCCAAGAAUGUGCCCAGGGAUGAGGUUCGGUUUAUUGGAAAUAAAAGUACUUUUAAUCUCGGUUUUACAAAAAUUCAAAAUUAAAACCACAGAUAAGACAGUGACUUCUUUGGAAAUGGAUCAACGGAGUUUUCUACCAGCUGUAAAAGGAAAAAUACUUGUACAAUUGGAAAAAAUCUAAAAUAGAAAGCAUGCUUCGACUGAUUUUUAUUAAAAAUAAAAUAGAGAUGUACUUAAUAAAUAAGUAAUAUA
Messenger RNA from Phymastichus coffea, 1564 nucleotides. RefSeq names its product cytochrome P450 3A19-like. Gene Ontology annotation, molecular function: iron ion binding; oxidoreductase activity, acting on paired donors, with incorporation or reduction of molecular oxygen; monooxygenase activity. The record is from RefSeq and is a predicted model, not a curated record. The coding region runs from base 30 to 1493 and encodes 487 amino acids. Lineage: Eukaryota; Metazoa; Arthropoda; Insecta; Hymenoptera; Eulophidae. The transcript has a single exon.